CUUCUUUUGAUUUCUUUUCUAUAUAUUAUAUUUAUUGUUUUUUUUUUUAUAUACCAAAGAAAAAUAUGAACAACAAAACGAUGAAUACAACGGUGACAACACUCUUCUCACAACUCAAAGCUUACGUAGUCAAGUCAUAUGCAACUUCAACUAAACCUGCUACGGUUGAAGCUAAGCACCCUGAAGUAUUAGUUUUCCGAAAUUAUACACCUCUUGACUUAUUACCUUUUGAUGGACAUGAUGCUUCUCGUGGAUUGGCUAAACACUCUUUUGAUAGUGAUAUGGUAUGUGAUCCCAAUGGACCUAUAGAUAAGUUAGAAGACCUUACUGCUGAAGAAUGGGAAGCCUUACGCGAAUGGGAACAACAUUUUGCAACAAAGUAUUUAUUAGUGGUCUCUAUGGAUGAUAUUAAUUGUUCAACAUCACCUUUUCAACGAAUACCUGACGAACUACAAAUCAAAAUUCUUAGUUAUUUGGAUGUACAAUCUCUUUUAAAAGUGACUGGGGUAUGUCAAAAAUGGUAUACUUUAGUUCACGAAGGUAGUUUAUGGCAAACGAUUGAUAUCACUCCUUUUUACAAAACUAUACCAGCCGAUCAAUUGUUGAAACUCGGAAUAGCAGCCGGUAAUUUUUUAAAGAUUGCAAACUUUAGAGGAUGCAUUCAGCUGACGGGACAUAUGUUACGUGUAUUGGCUGAUUAUUGUAGCAAUAUUCAAGCAUUAUAUUUAAAAGAUUGUCGUGGAUUAUCAACACCUAGUAUAUCUUUUUUUUUACAAAGAGUGACUCGACUUACUUUAUUGGAUCUCUCUGGUUUAGAAACAGUCAAGAAUUCAACUCUUCAAAUCAUAGGUCAAUCACUUCCUCUUUUGGAGAAACUUAAUUUAUCAUGGUGUAGAAAUAUUACUGGUCAAGGUAUACAACAGUUAGUGGACAAUGGUGGCAAAUGUCAUUCUUUACAAGUACUCAAACUUAAUGGUUGUGCUAUGAUGGAUGAAGAUACAAUGCGAAUUCUAGCUUAUCAUCUUCCUAGACUCCGACAACUCUCUUUGGCCUCUUGUAUUAGUUUGACGGAUACUGCCCUUUCUUAUUUUUUUCUUCCUUCUUCCGCUCCUUUUUUGUCUCAUCUCAAUGUAUCCAACUGUUCGAGACUUACCGAUCGAUCCUUACGUCACUUUGUCUUGCCUGGUAGUUUAACUCAUUUGGAAUUGGCUGGUUGUACUUCUAUGACCGAUGCUGGUUUUCUCUUUUUGUCUCCCAGACUGCAAACAUUGAUCCAUCUUGACUUGGAAGAUAUUCUUCAUAUUACUGAUGAUACUGUCAAGGCAUUGGCAAGGCAUCAACCUCUUCUUCAACAUCUUUGUUUAUCCAAUUGUGCUAAUAUCGAUGAUGAAGCUAUUCUUUUUUUGGUCAUCCAUGGUGUUUGUCGACAACUGAAUCAUUUGGAACUGGACGGAUGUGCGAUUACAGAUCAUUGUUUGAAUACCAUAGCCACUCAUCUUUUGGAACUACAUGAACAACAACAAAAGAAAGUACAAACAUCCUCUUUACUCGACAGCAAGUAUAGCGACAAGGAUGACGAUAAAGUGGAUAAUUAUCAACGACGGGUAUUGACCAUUGAAGUAUUGGAUUGUGGCAAUGUAUCAGAAUUAGGAGUGAGAACUGCAUUGGUCAAGGCUCCAUCUCUCUUGAACAUCAAAAGCUUUUAUUCUUGGCGAGAUGAACAACGAUACAACAACGAUUCUAUGGACAAUACCGAUCAGUACUUGGAUACAAGAAGGUUACAUUCCUCCAUUGGUCGAUUACGAGGUGAUGAUGAUACUGGACGCCGACAAUUUGCUGCUGGUCAGUCUCAUUCUUCUGGUUGUGUCAUUUUGUAA
This is a messenger RNA of Halteromyces radiatus, 1877 nucleotides long. RefSeq lists its product as uncharacterized. Gene Ontology annotation, biological process: SCF-dependent proteasomal ubiquitin-dependent protein catabolic process. Gene Ontology annotation, molecular function: protein binding. The transcript is spliced from 8 exons. Gene Ontology annotation, cellular component: SCF ubiquitin ligase complex. The record is from RefSeq and is a predicted model, not a curated record. Lineage: Eukaryota; Fungi; Mucoromycota; Mucoromycetes; Mucorales; Cunninghamellaceae. Bases 66 to 1877 code for a protein of 603 amino acids.